AACAGUUGGUGAUUUUAAAAUGUUUCGUCAACUAUUCGUGCUUGUUGCUUUAUUCGCAGUUUCAUUUGCAACUCCAGUUGCCAACGUUUACGAACGCAAGAAACUUAUUAAAGGAAGAAUUGUUGGUGGUACAAAUGCACCUUUAGGACGAUUCCCAUAUCAAGUUUCUCUUCGAACAACCGCAAACAUCCAUUUCUGUGGAGGAUCCAUCAUUAACAACCGUUGGGUUCUUACAGCCGCUCAUUGUACUGUUGGACUUGGAGCUACUUCAAUCCGUGUUGUUGUAGGCACAGUUUUAUUCAACUCUGGUGGUGUAGCUCACACCAGCUCAAGAAUUAUCAGCCAUCCUAACUUCAAUGAUAAUACCUAUGCUAAUGAUGUGUCAGUAGUUCAAACCGGAACAACAAUUGGAUUCAAUAGUAAUGUAGGGGCAGCCGCUCUUGGAUCAGCUCAUGUUGGUGGUGAUGUAGCUGCAAUCGUCACUGGAUGGGGUGGAACUACUGUUGAUGGGGGACCAUUACCAAAUAACCUUCAACAACUAACUACAUCAACAUUAAUAAACGCUGAAUGCCGUUGCCGUCACAUGGCAAUUAACCGAAACUACGUAUUCGAUCACAAGAUUUGUACAUUCACACAACCAACUGAAGGAAUUUGUCAAGGAGACUCAGGCGGUCCAUUGUCUACUGGUAACACUGUCGUUGGUAUUGUCUCAUGGAACAUUCCCUGCGCCCGAGGAUUCCCUGAUGUCUUCGAUCGUGUUUCAAGUCAUCGUUCAUGGAUUCUCGGAGCCAUCGCCUAAUUAAAAUGUUUUUCCUAAAUUUCUUGUCUUUUGCCUUUAUCAGUUCAUAUGAAAGUUAAAAUUUCUCUUAUUUUAUUUUCAUUUCGUAGUUCUCUUCUCGUUUCUUUUUAUCAUAAGUUGAAAAAUCGAAGUAAUCGCAGUUGUAUGAAGAUUUGUGUUUUAUACUGUAUGUCGUCUUAGUAUCUAUUUAUUCCUACCUUACAUUCGACAAUUUGUUUUGUCGUU
Clunio marinus is the source of this 1024-nucleotide messenger RNA. The record is from the annotation of a GenBank genome assembly. Lineage: Eukaryota; Metazoa; Arthropoda; Insecta; Diptera; Chironomidae.